Messenger RNA from Canariomyces notabilis, 896 nucleotides. RefSeq lists its product as uncharacterized. Lineage: Eukaryota; Fungi; Ascomycota; Sordariomycetes; Sordariales; Chaetomiaceae. The transcript has 2 exons. Gene Ontology annotation, molecular function: nucleotidyltransferase activity. The coding region runs from base 153 to 896 and encodes 247 amino acids. The record is from RefSeq and is a predicted model, not a curated record.
CCGAGUCAAGUUCGCGCUCCCUCUUUUAUACCUGGCUUACAUGACGUCACCUCAAACUUGUCUAGCCUGUCUUUACGGACUACAUGCUCAUUUGCAGCUGGAAUCAAAUCACAAUCUCAUCUUGAUCGAAUUGCCUCACACCAGACUCUGCAAUGACCUCCAACUUCACGCCCCUGAUGCUCGCGGGUGGCAAGUCCACGCGGAUGGGCUCCCCCAAGCACCUCCUCAAAAUGCCCGACAACCGGCCGCUCUAUCUGCAUCAGAUCGAGCUCCUCCACCGAGCCUGCCCGGACGCCCCCGUGGUCUACAUCUCGCUUGCCCCAGACUCCCAACUCGACCCCUAUCUUGAGUCCCUUAGCACCAGCACCACGAAUGCCACCACAGCCUCGACCAACCCCCAGGAUGAAAACAUACUACCCAAGCACCCGCCGCCUCCCACACCCAACAUCCCCCAGCACGUCCAAGUCCGCUUGAUCUUCGACAGGCCUGACUGGAACUUAGCCCCCAGGCCCAACAUGGCAAACCCUAACACCAACCCUUCACCACCACCUCCACCAUCAAGAAAAUCAGCAAAAGAAUCAGCCGGCCCCGCGGCAGGGCUACUCUCCGCCCUAGCCACACAGCCCAACGACGACGACACGACAGCUUGGCUGGUCAUAGCCUGCGACCACCCCUGUCUAACCUUAUCCGCGCUGGGCGAGCUCUGCGACGGAUACCGCCCGCCCGUGACGUGCUUCACAGUUCCGUCCUCCGAGUCGUUCUCCUCAAACACAGACACAGAUAACAACAACAGCAGCACGAGUAUCAUGAUGAUCGAACAGCCGUUGGUUGCCGUCUGGGCUACGUGCGCCCUGCGCCGCCUGUGCGAGAGGGUCGAAGAGUCCCGCGGCCGGUGA